CUUUACGACGGUGUCGCAACGUUGUUUCUUCAGUAAAUAUGGCUAGUUUGGCAGAUGUCAGCUGGAAGGUGUUGGAGUUCAGGGCAAGAUCAAAACGUUCAGUUUAGCUGAAAGACGGUUAUCAUAAACUACACCUAUUGAAAAUGGCCAGCUUCGGAGAUGAGUGUCCCAGCUCUGAUCAUAUUCUUCAGAGAUACAGCUCUGUCUAUGAACCUUUGAAGAGUGUUAAUCUUCCUCGACUAGAUGAUGAGUCUCUAUGGGAUAAAUUGGACAGAUACUACAGUGCAGUUAAAUCAACAAUACUCAACUACCAGAGUCCCACCACUGGUUUGUUUCCAGUCAAGACCUUUGGGGAAUGCAAUGAGGCUAAAGUCCGAGACAGCUUGUAUUGUGCAGCCAGUUCCUGGGCUCUAUCACUGGCAUACAGGCGCAUUGAUGAUGACAAGGGACGGACUUAUGAGCUGGAGCACUCUGCUAUAAAAUGUAUGAGAGGGAUUCUGUAUUGCUACAUGCGGCAGGCUGAUAAGGUAGAACAGUUUAAGCAAGAUCCAAGUCCUUCAAAAUGCCUUCAUUCAGUUUUCAAUGUGCACACAGGAGAUGAAAUCUUUUCUUAUGAUGCAUACUGUCACCUGCAGAUUGAUGCUGUCUCUCUGUUCCUGCUCUACCUUGUGGAGAUGAUCUGCUCUGGGCUUCAGAUUAUCUACAAUACAGAUGAAGUGGCUUUUAUCCAGAACCUUGUGUUCUGUGUAGAGAGAGCUUACCGUGUUCCUGAUUUUGGAAUAUGGGAGAGAGGAAGUAAAUACAACAAUGGAAGUACUGAGCUGCAUUCAAGUUCUGUGGGUCUGGCCAAAGCAGCGCUUGAAGCUAUUAAUGGAUUCAAUUUGUUUGGAAAUCAGGGCUGCUCAUGGUCUGUCAUUUUUGUAGACCUUGAUGCUCAUAACAGAAACCGACAGACACUAUGUUCCCUGCUCCCUAGAGAAUCAAGAUCCCAUAACACGGAUGCUGCCCUCCUGCCGUGUAUCAGUUACCCUGCGUUUGCUGUGGAUGAUGAUGCUCUGUAUAAUCAGACCCUGGACAAAAUAGUGCGAAAACUGAAAGGAAAAUACGGCUUCAAGCGGUUUCUGAGAGAUGGUUACAGAACAGCUCGUGAGGAUAAAAACAGGAGGUACUACAAGCCUGCAGAAAUCAAGCUCUUUGAUGGAAUUGAAUGCGAGUUUCCAUUGUUUUACAUCUACAUGAUAAUUGAUGGUGUUUUUAGAGGAAAUUCGGAGCAAGUGAAAGAAUAUAAGAAAUUGCUGGAUCCUGUGAUUUUUCAUUCCUAUGAUGGGCAUGCUAUUAUCCCGAAGUAUUACCAUGUGCCAGCUGAUUUUGUAGAGGCCGAGCAAAAGAAUCAUGGGAGCCAGAAGCGUUUUCCCAGUAACUCUGGACGUGACGGGAGACUUUUUUUGUGGGGGCAGGCCCUCUAUCACAUUGCAAAACUGCUUGUGGAUGGUCUGAUUAGCCCAAAAGACCUUGACCCAGUGAGGCGCUAUGUGCCACCUGAAGAUCAGAGGAAUGUCAGUAUGAGAUACUCCAAUCAGGGUCCUAUUGAAAAUGACGUGGUGAUUCAUGUUGCUCUGAUUGCUGAGAGCCAACGCCUACAAGUCUUCCUGAACACCUAUGGUAUUCAGACACAAACCCCUCAGCAGGUGGAGCCCAUACAAAUAUGGCCGCAGCAAGAGCUAGUGAAGGCGUAUCGUUAUUUGGCUGUGAACAAGAAGCUUGGGUUGAGUGGACGGCCAGAGAGGCCAGUUGGGUGCAUUGGGACAUCUAAGAUUUAUCGAAUUCUAGGAAAGACUGUGGUGUGCUACCCAAUAGUCUUUGAUUUAAGUGACUUCUACUUGUCCCAAGAUGUCAUGUUGUUGAUUGAUGAUAUCAAGAAUGCAUUGCAGUUCAUCAAGCAAUACUGGAAAAUGCAUGGGCGACCUCUGUUCCUUGUACUUAUUCGAGAAGACAACAUCAGGGGUAGUCGAUUCAACCCAGUCUUAGACAUGCUGGCGUCUUUCAAGAAGGGAAAUGUUGGAGGUGUGAAGGUUCACGUGGACAGACUUCAGACUUUGAUAUCUGGAGCAAUUGUGGAACAGCUGGACUUUCUUCGCAUAAAUGAAGCAGAAGAAAUCCCUGAAUUCAGGAGUUUUGAAGAGCUGGAGCUUCCUAAGCACUCAAAAGUGAAGAGGCAGACCAGCACUCCCAAUGCAUCUGACCUGGAGCAGCAGCCAGAGAUCGACAUUAAUGAGUGGAAUCAAAAAAACACAUACGAGAUCAUCCAAAAAUUAAAUGACUGUGACUGCCUUGCAAGCCAAGCUCUACUUGCAGGCAUACUCCUGAAAAGGGAAGGCCCUGAUUUCUUUGUCAAAGAUGGGACCCUCAUGGAUGAACUGGAGAGAAUCUACAGAAGAGCUGGAAGUAGAAAACUUUGGUCUGUUGUACGUCUAGCUGCCAGUCUGUUAGGUAAACUAGUGGACAGCCUUGCACCAUCUAUUACUAAUGUAUUAGUACAGGGAAAGCAGGUUACACUGGGGAUCUUUGGCCAUGAAGAGGAGGUGAUUUCUAACCCCCUGUCUCCUGGAGUCAUUAAAGGCAUUAUCUACAGUAAGUGCAGCCCACAUGGGGAACGGGAAGCAGUCCUCCAACAAGAGCUUGUCAUUCACAUCGGCUGGAUCAUCUCUAACACUCCGGAACUCUUUCGUGGAAUGCUCAAAAUAAGAAUUGGAUGGAUCAUCCAUGCCAUGAAGCAUGAACUGAAGAUCAGAGCUGGGGAUAUGCCUGCCCAAGACCUGUAUCAGCUCUCACCCAGUGAAGUCAAACAGUUGCUUUUGGAUGUUCUCCAGCCACAACAGCAAGGAAGGUCCUGGUUGAAUAGGCGUCAAAUUGAUGGCUGUCUCAACCGAACGCCUCUGGGCUUUUAUGACAGAGUGUGGCAGAUUCUGGAAAGGACUCCAAAUGGCAUUAUGGUUGCUGGUGUACACCUUCCACAGCAACCAACACUGUCAGAUAUGACCAUGUAUGAGAUGAACUUUUCCUUACUGGUGGAAGACAUGCUGAAGAAUAUUGUUCAACCAGAGUACAGGCAAAUCAUUGUGGAGCUGCUGAUGGUUGUGUCUAUUGUUUUGGAGAGAAACCCUGAACUGGAGUUUCAGGAUAAAGUGGACUUGGACAAGUUGGUGAAGGAGGCUUUUAAUGACUUCCAGAGGGACAGAAGCCGACUGGAGGGGGUGGAGAAACAGGAUGAUAUGACAGCAUUCUACAAUACCCCUUCACUUGGCAAAAGAGGAACAUCUAGUUACCUGACCAAGGCUGUGAUGAUUGCUUUGCUGGAGGGAGACGUGAAGCCAAGCAAUGAUGACCCCUGUUCUGUCAGCUGAAAGAAAUGAACCCUGCAGCUGCUGUGUUUUUCUCACUUACUAUUAUGCAACGGAGGUCGUUUCAAUAUAAAAGGCAGUAAAUUAGAAUGCAUGAAUGAAACUGUUUAAGAAGUGUAACAGUGUUAUACAAAUAAGGAAAAAUAAUCUUCUUGAGGCUUUUACUGUAAAGUCUGAGAAGCAGUCUAAAAGAUUGAGGGAGACAGAUGACCUGAGGAGUACAUGUAUUCAGGCUUUUUGACUGUGAGACACAUGAAUGUUCGGCAAUACAGCUGUGCCAUGCAUUUUAAAAAAAGGCUGCCCUGAAAGCUACAGUACAUUUUACAUUUCAGUGAUUAAUGCUUGUUUGUAUUUUGAACUACUUAUUUUUUCACAUAUAGUGGUUAGGAGCUGUUGAGUUAAGCAGUGAGUUUUUGGAUGCUCUGAAUAAUUUAUAAAAAUACUCUUACCUGUAUUUUUUUGUUCUUAUUAUGUAUAUCCCUGUUUACAUGUUUAGUGCAGAAUGAUUAUAUUAUCAGAAGUGUGAAUAACAGAUUAAACAGUUGUUGAAGAAUA
Lepisosteus oculatus (spotted gar) is the source of this 3956-nucleotide messenger RNA. RefSeq names its product phosphorylase kinase, beta (gene phkb). Gene Ontology annotation, cellular component: phosphorylase kinase complex. Lineage: Eukaryota; Metazoa; Chordata; Actinopteri; Semionotiformes; Lepisosteidae. The record is from RefSeq and is a predicted model, not a curated record. Gene Ontology annotation, biological process: glycogen metabolic process. Gene Ontology annotation, molecular function: calmodulin binding.